UACAAAUCUCAACCACUAGCUAGACAGCGACAUACGAACAGGCCAAAAAAAAACGAAAAGAAAGAUGAGAAAUAUUUGUUGAACAAAUUAAGAAAGCAUUUGGUCAGCGCAAAAUAACCCCUCAAGUGCACGAAAUUUGGUCCGGCCGCCAAUGGUAGCGUUGAGGUCAACGCCAGUAACAGCAUUAAGCCGUUUUGGAAGAUGUGCGCAGCGUUCGCAUUCGCAGCGAUUCAUUGCUGGUCGAUAUAAGCAAACAGCAGGCUGCAAAACAUACCCAGGCUAGGCCCAAAACAACAACCGUACGAAACUGAACAGGACAUUCGCAACAGUAACAGCGACAGCAGAAGCAACAGCGACCAGAAAGAGGAGCAGCAGGCGAUGGCAGCCGCCGUCUCGUCGCCCGAUGCACUGCAAGCUUUCAAUGUGGCCUUUAGCGAAAUUACGCUCGGCGAGAAAGUCGGCCAUGGCUCGUUUGGUGUUGUGUCCAAGGCAAUGUGGAGCAACAAGCUGGUGGCCGUCAAGGAGUUCUUCGCCAGCGCCGAGCAGAAGGACAUUGACAAGGAGGUGAAGCAGUUGUCGCGCGUCAAGCAUGACAACAUUAUUGCACUAUACGGCAUCUGUUAUGCCCAGCAGGCCACAUAUUUAAUCAUGGAGUACGCCGAGGGCGGAUCCCUGCACAAUUUUCUGCAUGGCAAAGUGAAGCCCGCGUAUAGCUUGGCGCAUGCCAUGAGCUGGGCGCUCCAGUGUGCCGAGGGUGUCGCCUACCUGCAUGGAAUGUCGCCCAAGCCGCUGAUCCAUCGCGAUCUGAAGCCGCUCAAUUUGCUGCUGACCAACAAGGGACGCAAUUUGAAGAUAUGUGAUUUUGGCACCGUCGCCGAUAAGUCAACCAUGAUGACAAACAAUCGCGGCAGCGCUGCCUGGAUGGCGCCCGAGGUUUUCGAGGGCUCCAAAUACACGGAGAAGUGUGACAUUUUCAGCUGGGCGAUUGUUCUGUGGGAGGUGCUAUCGCGCAAGCCACCAUUUAUGGAUAUCGACAAUGCGUACACCAUUCAGUGGAAGAUACACAAGGGUGAGCGACCGCCUUUGCUGGACAAUUGUCCCAAGCACAUUGAGCAACUGAUGACUGCCUGCUGGAUGACGGCGCCUGAAGAUCGACCCUCAAUGCAGUAUAUUGUUAGCGUGAUGAAUGAGAUUAUCAAAGACUAUGUUGGCGCCGACAAGCCGCUAGAAUAUGCGUUUAUCAACCAACAAAUUGUGACCAAAGAGAGCGACGGCACGGUGGCCGCGCAAUAUGAUAGUCUAAGUCACAGCUCCAGUGACAUGAGCCUUGCGUCCACACAGCUAACACCCACAAAUGUGCGUGGAACAGCGACUGAGAUUGGCACUGGAACUGGAGUUGGAGCUGGAGCUGGAGUUGGAUCUGUGACUGGAACUGGGUCGACCGAUACCGAAUAUACCUCAUCAGAGCGAACACCCACCAAUUCGGGCCAAUUAGACAAUAAUGGACUGUUCCAUAUGAGCAGCAGUAAUCGGUGGGAUGCCAUACCCGAAGAGGACAGCGGCGAGAGUCAAAACGCUAGCUUCAAUUUGACAUCGUCUGCAGAGGCAAGCAAGCGUUUGGAAACCAUACGCAACGGAAUGAUACAAAUGGCCAGCAGGCCAAUGGAGCAGCUUACCCUCGAUGUUGAACCGAACGGUUUUGAACUGAAUCGCAGCGAGAGCAGCCGCAGCAGUUUGCAUGCCAAAACUGAUGGCCGGGAACGUUUGACAGUGACGGACACGAAGCCGGUGAUCAUGACCAGUGGCAGCUGUGCCACCAACAACAGCAACAACACCACAGACCUCACUAACAACAAUAACAAUUAUAAUAUUAACAGUAAUAACAAUGAACUCAAUACAAAUGGACUGCUUAGCCAAGCCCCCAAUGCCAAUGAAACGAACGAUUGCAUCGAUGCACGCAUCGAUGAGGACACGGAUGCGGAUGUGGAUGCUAACUGUGGCUGCACCGAGCAAUCACUGGCAGAGAUAUUAGAUCCAGAGCUGCAGCCAGAGCCGCCCAUACCAAACAAUGCGGAAUCGCAGGCGAUUUAUCGGGAUCAUCGGCACAUGGCCAAGGAGUAUCUCAGCGUCGACACAAACCUCUACUACGCGCAGGACUUCAAGGAGAAGCUAAUACUGCAAAUGGAUCGCAUCGAGCGCGAUCAAAAACAGGAGCUCUUGCGCAAAAUUAAAGACAAGGAGGGCCUGCAAAGCCUCUACAAUAAUCUGCAGCAGCAGUGGGAGAAGCUGCCGGCUGCCCGCCAGCCAAAUCUUCAUGGUGGUCGCCUGCAGCCAUCGGUUGGGGUUGUUGGCAAUAAUAGUCACCACAGCAGUAGUCAGGAGCUGACUGGUGGCAUCAGCAGCGGUGACUCUGUGGAGAAUGAUGGCUGGGUCGUUAUAGCACCGCAUCACAAUACGUAGCUCGGAUUUGAGGCAGUUUCUGUGGAAUCAAUGUGUAACCAACCAACCAGUAGCUGUGUAUUUCUAUCUGUAUUUGUUUAACUUAUAAUCGUAAUUUGUAAUUAUUAAUUUUUAGCUAUACUCUGUAAUUGUUUAAGUUAAGGUUCAUUGCGUUUUGACAUUUAGAAUGGAUCUAGAUGUUUUAGCGUGUAGUUUUAGCCAUGUUGCUUGUUUCUGUGUACCUUAUAAGCAUUCUGACACUUGACACUUAAGAUUUUAUUGCUACGUGCUAUGUAUUUAAUAUGAACAUAGUGUAUGUGUAUGUAUAUGUGCAUCGAUAUUGAGAGGUAUUGAUGUGACAACAAACGUUUACCAAAAAUAUAUAAAAGUAUCUGCCAUCGAUUCGUGUCCGCAACGAAUCCAUGGCAAAUCUCGAACAAAUACAAA
Molecule: messenger RNA, 2886 nt
Organism: Drosophila grimshawi
Lineage: Eukaryota; Metazoa; Arthropoda; Insecta; Diptera; Drosophilidae
Gene: Tak1
Product: mitogen-activated protein kinase kinase kinase 7
Exons: 9
Coding region: 379-2460 (693 amino acids)
Biological process (GO): protein phosphorylation; JNK cascade; positive regulation of canonical NF-kappaB signal transduction
Molecular function (GO): ATP binding; magnesium ion binding; MAP kinase kinase kinase activity
Source: RefSeq, a predicted model, not a curated record